AUGAGCAAAGCCGAGUGGGAGAACAACGAGGAAAUUAAGAUAUUCCGUAAAUAUCUUCGUAUUCCAACGGUUCACCCAAAUAUAGACUUUACUGCUUGCGUGGCAUUCUUAAAGCGACAAGCCGCAGAUCUUGGUCUACCCUUGGAUGUUAUUUACCCUGCCAAUGAAGUUAAUCCCGUCGUAAUUCUAAAAUGGGAAGGCAGUCAGCCAGAGCUACCUUCAAUUAUACUGAACUCCCACAUGGAUGUCGUUCCCGUGUAUCCGGAAAAAUGGACUCACGAUCCUUUCAGUGCCUAUAUGGAUGACGAAGGACGCAUUUUCGCUCGAGGCGCUCAGGAUACAAAGGAGAUUGGAACUCAAUACUUGGGUGCUAUUCGUGCUCUCAAAGCCAAAGGAUUCCAGCCAAAGAGAACUGUGUACGUGACCUUUGUACCCGAUGAGGAGGUUGGCGGAUAUCAUGGAAUGCGAGAAUUCGUUAAUACGGAUUAUUUCAAGAACAUGAAUGUUGCCUUCAGUUUGGAUGAAGGAGGUCCUAGCCUUAAGGAGAGCUAUUGGGUCUUUUAUGCUGAACGAACUGCCUGGCCUCUUCGAUUCAAGAUUAAGGGCACGUCAGGUCAUGGUUCUCUGUUGCUGCCCAGCACCGCUGGAGAGAAGUUCAACUUUAUUGUAAAUAAAAUGAUGGAGUUCCGCGCAUCACAGGUCAAAAUUUUAAAAGAGAAUCCAAAUCUCACGACCGGCGAUGUGACCACCGUUAACCUUACCCAAGUGAGCGGUGGAGUGCAGAACAAUGUGGUUCCUGCAAUGCUGGAGGUGGUCUUUGACUUGCGCAUUGCUGUCACCCAGGAUGCAGCAGUUUUGGAGCAGCAGUUCCGCGAUUGGUGCGAAGAGGCAGGAGGCGGGAUUGAGCUCGUUUUUGAGCGAAAAGAUGACUUUUCACCGGCGACAAAGAUUGAUGCGUCAAAUCCGUUUUGGACAGCCUUUGAGACGACUCUACACGAACUCAACUUGAAACUAUCCCCAAUAGUUUGUCCCGGCGUAACUGACAGUCGAUAUCUUCGCACAAAGGGAGUCUCGGCAAUUGGUUUCUCACCGAUGAACAAAAACACUCCACUUCGGAUACACGAUCACGAUGAGCAUAUACGUGCUGAUGUCUAUCUGCAUGGUAUCGAAGUCUAUAAAAAGAUAAUUCCAGCUGUCACAAAUAUUUGACAAGGAACUGGAAGACACUUUUCUAAUUUUUAAAAGAAUUUCAAUAAAGAAUUUAUCAGUUAAC
Drosophila innubila is the source of this 1273-nucleotide messenger RNA. RefSeq names its product aminoacylase-1-like. NCBI's taxonomy places the organism in Eukaryota, Metazoa, Arthropoda, Insecta, Diptera, Drosophilidae. The record is from RefSeq and is a predicted model, not a curated record. Gene Ontology annotation, biological process: amino acid metabolic process. The transcript is spliced from 4 exons. Gene Ontology annotation, cellular component: cytoplasm. Bases 1 to 1209 code for a protein of 402 amino acids. Gene Ontology annotation, molecular function: aminoacylase activity.